AUGUCGGCAGACAAGUCCUACACGAAUAACCACUCUCAUGCUUUCAUUCCACAACAAGAACCCACUCUAUCUACCGCAUUAAUGUUGGCAGAUUUGGAUGAUUUUCUGCCCAUUACACGACAAGAAUGUAUUAAACCUUUCCUUCUGAAUAACAACACUCAUACCAACAACAACAACAACAACACGAAAAAGUUGGGAAUAUCGGAGCUGCAACCUAAUCCAAUUUCAGAUUCCCGAACCACGUCUUCCAUGAACAACAAUGAAGGAGGAGUUGCUUUGGUAGGAGUUGUUGGUACAUCAUCAUCCAAAUCAACCAACAACAACGCCCGAAGGACCAACCGAUUGAAAUUUCAACAAGCCAACAACAACAACACCCUAUCGGAAACAUCAGAACCAAAGAAAAUAGCUAAAAUCGAACUUGCCGAUUGUUUGGCAUGUUCAGGAUGUGUUACUACAGCCGAAAGUGUCCUCGUGAAUCAGCAAAGUGUCGAACAAUUUUUGAAUACGUUACGGGAAAUGAAUUUAUUUUCUCCCUAUUUUUUACAUCAUGAAAGCAAUAAUGGAGGAGCUGUGAACAACCCAUCAUCAAGUCAUUUGAAAAUCCACAGCAAUGGCACUGAUAUUGGAUUUGCGGAAAUGGAUUCCACAACAGAGCUCAAAGAUGCUUUAUUGGAUGACAUUCUCUCAUCGUCGUCAUCCUUCUUGAAGCAACGAAACAAAACCAACAACACUGCCAAAAAACAAACGAUGUUUUUUGUGACCAUUUCACAACAAAGUGCAGCUUCAUUGGCAUCCUAUUACCAAUGUGAAUCAGUGCGAGAUUGUCUCAAUAGACUUUCAUACCUUUUCAAAACUAAGCUUGGUGCUAUUGCUGUUUUUGAGAGCGCUUCUUUGGCAAGAAUGGCCUCUCAUUUGGAAAUUUGUGAAGAUUUUGUGAGGCGUUACAGAGAGGGAAAUUCCAAGAUACCACUAUUUGCGAGUUCAUGUCCUGGUUGGAUUUGUUAUGCAGAGAAGACUCAUCCUGAAAUUUUGCCAUACAUUUCAACUGUGAAAUCUCCUCAACAAAUUAUGGGAACAUUUGUCAAGAAGUUUAUUAAGCACCACAUUUCUGCAAAGUAUCAUAUUGAUGAUUUUAACAUUUAUCACACAACAGUCAUGCCAUGUUUUGAUAAGAAACUUGAGGCAAGUCGGCCAGAUUUUACCAAUGAUCCUUUCGACAAGGUCGACAUGGUAUUGACGAGUAGUGAAAUUACUGAGCUUUUAAAAAAACAAUUUCAAAUUGAUACUCCACAAGAUUUUCACUCCCUUACCCAUUUUGACUUGAAUGACCUUACAUUGGAUAAUGUGUUUGACGUUUUACAAAAUUCACAAAGUAAUAACAUGUUAAACGAGACUAAUUUUAUGGAGAAUACUAAUGACAUGUUAGAUCUAUCCCUACUCGAAUGGCUGAGCGAUGGAAGUGAUGCUACGGGUUCAGGAGGAUAUUGUGAAAUUGUAUUUAAAUAUGCGGCAAAAAAACUGUUCAAUAUUGACAUUAGAAACACGACACUCCAAUUCGAAAGUAAGAGAAAUAGUGACUAUCGAGAAGUGGUUCUCUAUGACCCAAACACGACAGAUCAAAAAGUUCUCUUAAAAUUUGUCAUUGCUAAUGGAUUUAGAAAUAUUCAAAAUUUGGUGAGAAGAAUGAAACAAAGUACAGAGUUAUCGGAUGCAUUCCACUUUGUAGAAGUUAUGGCAUGUCCAAUUGGUUGUCUCAAUGGAGGUGGACAGGUCAAAGCAAAAACACCUCAAUUGUUGUCUGCACAAUCAUCUAUGAACGAUGAAACAGAAGCUCAACCCAAACAUCAAGAUUUGUCACUCACUACAACUCUCACACCCAAACAGCAUUUGUCUCAAACAGAGAGACUUUAUCGAGAGUAUUUAUCUCAUUUGAAGAAUUUGUCUCAAAACGACCCACAAUCUAAAAUGUAUUUAUCAUGGUUGUAUAACACCUGGAUUCAAGGAGCUGUUGGCUCACCUCAAGCUCAGAAAUAUCUCCAUACCACGUAUCAUGCAGUGGAAAAGAUGGGUAUGAUCUCAGCCAGUGCUUUGAAAUGGUAA
Molecule: messenger RNA, 2100 nt
Organism: Naegleria lovaniensis
Lineage: Eukaryota; Heterolobosea; Eutetramitea; Acrasida; Naegleriidae
Exons: 1
Coding region: 1-2100 (699 amino acids)
Cellular component (GO): periplasmic space
Molecular function (GO): iron ion binding; electron transfer activity; 4 iron, 4 sulfur cluster binding
Source: RefSeq, a predicted model, not a curated record